Cuscuta epithymum is the source of this 2243-nucleotide messenger RNA. Lineage: Eukaryota; Viridiplantae; Streptophyta; Magnoliopsida; Solanales; Convolvulaceae. The record is from the annotation of a GenBank genome assembly.
GGGAUAGCUUAUCCGAAGGGUUAUUGCGGAGAACAACUAGAGAGAAGUCAGAGCAAAUAAGUAAGAGAGAGAGAGAGUCAGAUGUAUUAAUGAAAUCUGAUCUGGGAUCCUUUACAAGAGGAAUAAUAGCAGCCAUAAAUGCGAUGAGAGUACACGUGUCAACAAUCUAACGGCCGAGGGGUCACCUCAAUCGGGAGGGUGGCACCGGCAUAUGCAUGUGCACCGCAUUAAAUGCGGUGGUUGGACGUGACGCCGCAUUAAAUGCGAUGGUUGCUUGUCUCCAAAGGGAAUCUUCGAUGAUUGCAAUCUAGCUGAAGGCUCCCCUGUGGCCGAAGGCUCUACGUAGCCGAAGGCUACCCUUACGCCGAGGGAGUCUAUGAGCCGAAGGCUCCCGAUUUCCGCCGUCUUCUCCCAGUAGCUUUGUAUGCCUAAAAUCAGUUGUUUCUUGGAGUUUGGAGCCUUCGGCCAUGGUGCCGUAGGCAUCCCCAGGCACACCGUGGGUUCCUUUGAGCUUGGGUCGCGUGCUUUGGGCCUCAUGUGCUUCCUGGCCUGUUGGGCCUGGGUUGGAAUAGUAGAAGUCUGUGGCCCGGGGGUCCCUGGGCCAUAUGCUCCAUCAUGCAUUAUAUAUAAUUUGAGUUAAAAACUAAAGUUAUCAAAUCUAAAAAGAAAAAAAGAACGAUAAAUUUAUAACAUUUUCAUAAUGCUUUAAAAAACAUUUUUGUAAUAUCAUGCAGUAGCGUUGACAUAAAGUGCAAUAAAUGUCGUGCAAUAACGUCUUCAUAAAGUGCAGUAUUUUUAGACAAAAGUAGUGUAAAAUAGUCAACUAAUUUUAUUUCAGUUAUAUAUUUGGAAUUAUUUCUUAAGAAUAAAGGAUCUCCAAAAUCCGCCAAGUCAACUCCGAUCGAGACCGAACUCAUUGAGCCCGAGCUUAAAACCAAUUCUCAGAUCAUCGAGAUAAGCCCAAAACUGAGCCUGAGACCGAGGUCGACCCUCAGCGAGUUGGCGGAAAAUCCUGCACUACAGUUGAGCUUAAAGUCAAGUGGCGCCUUACAAGAUUAAAAGGUCAAGAAGAGCAUCAUUUCUUCUGUUAUGAGCUGAGAUUACCCCCCUCUACUAAACAUGCUACAUCUGAGUUCAACCUCUGCUAUCAAGCUCGAGAGCUCGUAUAAAGAUUGUGGACUCGGACAUUUCAGCACUUGGAUUCCUCAAACGUCUAUGAUUACGUCACCAACGCGACAACUUUCUAAGGCUGACGUCACCCAGGCAGUUAUACACGGAAGAUUCCAGACUUACACGUGUGGCAUAUCUACGCAUUCCAGUACAUAAAGGACAAAUUCUGGUGCAACGGUACCAACCAAUUGUUGAUUGUUCUCUCACCAAUUAGUUUUACUUGUGUCAAUACUUUAUUAGAGAAGUGAUUUUUACUUCUUGCAGGGUUUGAUGAAUUUGACCACCGUGCUUCUUGCCGCGAAUAGCAAGCACGAGGACCUUCAGCGACAGACCGAGGAUGCCCAACGCCAGGUAAGUCCAGGCUCAGCAGUGGGGGACAAAGUAGAGGCUUGCUUUAAUCUACACACAGCUCGCCAUGAAGCAAAUAGGAAAUCUUUGUCCAAGCUUAAAUCAAAGUACGAUCACCUUGAAGUGUUAUCCAAGGAUGCAGGAUAUCAGGCAGUUGCAACUUUCAAGGCCUCCCCAGGAUUUUCGGAGCUUGUCACUUCCACGAUCAAGGCUCAACACUUGGAGUUGGGUCGAGCUUGGUUGCGGACCAAGGAGAGACAGGAUUGGCACGAUGAAGAAGUCUUAUCUCUUUCGGAUGUGGCCAGUAUGACAUAUAGAGGAUGUUGUAUGACAAGUUGAUGGAGCGUUUCCUGACAUUCACCCGAAGAAGCUUGGUUUACCCGCAGUUCGUUUUUUAUCCCGAGGAGGAAGAGGAGAAGGUGUCUAGUACAUCGAGGUCCGCUUUCUUCAGCAUCCUCUGCAACACAACAAAAAAAGGAUAAACAUAUAAGUAAAGUGUUCCGGAGAAAUCUUGAUAGCUGUGGAUCUUAAACUCAAAGGCACAAAAGAGAAUAAGCUGGGAUUGAUAUUUUAUUUAUACCCAUGAUAGGUAGAGUUUAGAUCUCAAUCGGCAGAAUAAAAGUCCUCGUGGGAUAUAAAUUCUUAAAAUUUGACCACAAUUCAGAAUGUCCUAUGUGAUAUGAGUUGAUAUCUCCUAUUUUAAUGGUUAACACAUGCGUAGGAGU